Molecule: messenger RNA, 1020 nt
Organism: Sclerotinia sclerotiorum 1980 UF-70
Lineage: Eukaryota; Fungi; Ascomycota; Leotiomycetes; Helotiales; Sclerotiniaceae
Exons: 1
Coding region: 1-1020 (339 amino acids)
Source: RefSeq, a predicted model, not a curated record
AUGGAUACACUAUCACAAAAGUUCUCGGGUCUUUGGAGGGAUACCAAAUCAGUAUUCAAAACCAUGCACAUCGAAAACGCACAGCCAGGCCCUGCCUUCAUCGCCGAAUGGGAUUAUCAAAUGGAAAGCUCUAGUAGUUUGGGAAGCCUUUCAUAUCCACCACCAUCUCCCGCAUUAUCAUUCGAGCAGCUUUCCAAAUAUUCUGAUCACGGUACCAGAGAUAAAAAAUUCGGAAUCGCGCCAACUACCUUCACUUGUUUUGGGGAACUUCCUACGGAGCUUAGAAUACUGAUUUGGGGCAUGGUAUGUGAGCAGCGGCGAAAUAUCAGCAUUCAGCUCAACCAAUCUUAUAAACAAGUUGAUCUUCCCCCUCACCAAAGAAGAGACGGAUACAUCUGCGCAUCAAAUACACCUCAUCCCAGUGUUUUCUAUGCAUGCAAAGAAUCGCGAGAGGAGGCUUUCAAACAUUACAGUCUCCUCUUUCAAGAGAAGCUCAUCAGCCCCAGGUUCAGUAUUAAGAUCCAGCCGAGAAUAUGGUGCAAUUUUAAGGCCGAUACUUUAUGUCUAAAGUCGUUCGGUUGGAAUGACCGAGUUUAUGAGGACUUUUUCAAUAAUAUACCCGCGAAGGAUAUGGUAAGCUCUCUCGCUUUCAACAUAGAGCCUCUUAUCAAUUGCAAUUUUGGUCGAUCUUUCCGGGAGGAGGUCGAUUUGUACAACAUUUUCCGCGUCGUGAAUGCUUAUGGAGCCCGUGGCAUCGAACUGCGGGAGAUCUUCUUAUACUAUGAUGUGGAAGAGGACCCAAUACAUCAGCCCGUGGUGUCGGAAUUCGUGGAGCUGGACUGGAACGCAAUGGACUCAAAUUCGCGAAAGAUGAAAGACUUGCAGAGGGUGCAGAAAGACUUAUUGAGAGACUUCCCUAGUUGGCCAGUUCACAGCGAGCUGUGGGCGGAGAGCCGGAUGAUUUUUUUGCGGGAAACCCAAUCGAAGUUCAAGUUGAUGGAUCUUAAGGUCAAUUAUUGA